Dissoconium aciculare CBS 342.82 is the source of this 1819-nucleotide messenger RNA. RefSeq names its product Pkinase-domain-containing protein. The transcript has 2 exons. The record is from RefSeq and is a predicted model, not a curated record. Gene Ontology annotation, biological process: protein phosphorylation. Gene Ontology annotation, molecular function: protein kinase activity; ATP binding. The coding region runs from base 33 to 1412 and encodes 459 amino acids. NCBI's taxonomy places the organism in Eukaryota, Fungi, Ascomycota, Dothideomycetes, Mycosphaerellales, Dissoconiaceae.
AGCGUGCCAACAUUCUCAAGGAAGUCCAAAUCAUGCGCCAACUUGACCAUCCGAACGUUGUCAAGCUCGUAGACUUCACCGAAUCUCGUCAAUAUUACUACAUCGUCCUUGAGCUUUGCCCUGGCGGCGAGCUCUUCCACCAGAUUGUUCGAUUGACAUACUUUAGCGAGGACCUUUCACGACACGUUAUCCUCCAGGUGGCCCAGGCUCUGGAGUACCUCCACGAAGAAGCUGGUGUGGUACAUCGUGACAUCAAACCCGAGAACUUGCUUUUCUACCCAACGCCCUUCGUGCCCACCAAGAACCCAAAGCCUCGAGGCCCUGAUGACGAGGACAAGGCUGACGAGGGCGAGUUCAUUCCCGGUGUCGGUGCUGGAGGAAUUGGUCAGAUUAAGAUUGCGGACUUUGGUCUUUCCAAGGUCAUCUGGGACAGCCAAACGAUGACUCCAUGCGGUACUGUCGGCUACACUGCACCUGAAAUUGUUAAAGACGAGCGAUACUCAAAGAGCGUGGACAUGUGGGCACUGGGAUGUGUGCUAUAUACCCUCCUCUGUGGUUUCCCGCCAUUCUACGAUGAGAGCAUUCAAGUUCUCACUGAAAAGGUGGCUCGCGGACAAUACACAUUUUUGUCGCCGUGGUGGGACGAUAUCUCCAAGUCUGCUCAAGAUCUGGUUUCACAUCUGCUUACCGUCGACCCGGAAAAGCGAUACGACAUCAAGCAAUUCCUCAACCACCCAUGGAUCCGCAAGGUCAACGAGCCCACCUAUGCCGCCGCCGAUGCACCUCCAUUGGCCACUCCUCUUUACACUCGUCAAGGUCAGAUGUCAGCGGAAGAAAGGCUCAAGCCCGACUUUGCCUACCUCGACGACACGCCCGGAGCCGGUAGACGCCAAGAUUUCCGCUCGCCUGGGGCGGUGAACCUCCGGGAAGUUUUCGAUGUUGGUUAUUCGGUGCACCGUCAAGAGGAGGAAGGCAAGCGCCGAAAGAACUUCAAGCAGGGAUACCGCGGCGGCAACCCGAUGAGCUCCCUCAACGCUCUGGACGAGGACUAUGGCGAUGACGAGGAGUACGAGACUGUCUCGACAGAGCCCUACGAUCCCAGUAUCGCCAACCCGCCGGCGAAGUUGCCCAAGUCCGGUGCUGUUCCUGAUGUCUCCGGCAUGGAGAAGCAGAUGCGGAACACGACCCUUUCCGCGGCGGCACAGGCUCGACAGGCUGCUGGCCCUAAGCAGGCAGCUGCUCCACAAGCUCGGGGCUACGGUCAACAUUCCCCCGAGGUAGCGGCUGCCGCCAAACGGCAAGUCAAGAACAAAGCCGGCGCAUUUGAGCUGAGUCUCGAUAACGCGACUCUGCUCGGCCGACGUAAGAAGCCCGAGCCCAGCGCGUUGAGACACGAGCAGACGGUCCAAUAGCAUCGUCCUGCCCUUGGUGUCCUUGUUGUUGUCGUUGCCGCAAACCUUUCCGAUAUAAUGUUUUCCUCCUCCGCUAUGAUUUCGCGUGGGAAUAUCCUCUCCUUUGUUUCUAUGAUGCGGCGUGGUUGCAUGAAUUGCAUUUUUCGAGUUUCCUCUCUUUUGUCAUAUGAUCCUGGAAAGGCUCGGCUGUCAGGGAAGCGGUUCGAGAAGUUUUCAUUUUUGAUGUUUCCUUUCCCUCUAUUUCAAUGGUGAGAUGAUGGGAAAUGAGAACAAGACCAGAUAGAUCUUCACUUUUUUUACCGAAAAGAUUUCAUCAUCAUCAUUCACUAUGGAAAAUCGUUUUCUGAUGCUCCCCGGGCCUCUUCUUGAUUUCGAUGGUCCAGAUGUGCUAUUGGGCCGCCUCCGAU